This is a messenger RNA of Loxodonta africana (African savanna elephant), 6970 nucleotides long. RefSeq names its product ethanolamine kinase 1 (gene ETNK1). NCBI's taxonomy places the organism in Eukaryota, Metazoa, Chordata, Mammalia, Proboscidea, Elephantidae. The transcript has 8 exons. Gene Ontology annotation, molecular function: ethanolamine kinase activity. Gene Ontology annotation, biological process: phosphatidylethanolamine biosynthetic process. The coding region runs from base 280 to 1371 and encodes 363 amino acids. Gene Ontology annotation, cellular component: cytoplasm. The record is from RefSeq and is a predicted model, not a curated record.
GGCCAGUCCCGGCAUGCUGUGCGGUGUCCGGCGGUCAAGCGCAGCCAAAAGGAAUUUUCCCCGUGUGCUACCUCGGCUCAGUUCAGUUGCUGUCCAGAGCCGGGUCGGCGAGUGUGUCGGCUCCAGCUGUUCUCUUACAGCUAAUCCGCCAGUUUGAGCGCCCCAGCCCUCCCUCGAGGGCGCCCCGGGACGGAAGGAUCCACCAGCCUGUCGGCGCCCGCCGUUCUCGUGGUCGCCGUCGCCGUCGUCGUUGUAGUAGUCUCCGCCGUCGCCUGGGCCAUGGCCAAUUACAUCCACGUCCCGCCCGGCUCCCCGGAGGUGCCCAAGCUGAAUGUCACGGUUCAGGAUCAGGAGGAGCAGCGCUGUCGGGAGGGGGCCUUGAGCCUCCUGCAGCACCUGCGACCGCACUGGGACCCCCAGGAGGUGACCCUGCAGCUCUUCACAGAUGGAAUCACAAAUAAACUUAUUGGCUGUUAUGUGGGUAACACAAUGGAGGAUGUAGUCCUGGUGAGAAUUUAUGGCAAUAAGACCGAGUUGUUAGUUGAUCGAGAUGAGGAGGUGAAGAGUUUUCGAGUGUUGCAGGCACAUGGCUGUGCACCACAGCUCUACUGUACCUUCAAUAACGGACUGUGCUAUGAAUUUAUACAAGGAGAAGCAUUGGAUCCAAAGCAUGUCUGCAACCCGGCCAUUUUUAGGCUAAUAGCUCGUCAGCUUGCUAAAAUCCAUGCUAUCCAUGCACACAAUGGCUGGAUUCCCAAGUCUAAUCUGUGGCUAAAGAUGGGAAAGUAUUUCUCUCUCAUUCCCACAGGAUUUGCAGAUGAAGACAUUAAUAAAAGGUUCCUAAGUGAUAUCCCAAGCCCUCAGAUUCUUCAAGAAGAGAUGACUUGGAUGAAGGAGAUUCUUUCCAACUUGGGCUCACCAGUUGUGCUUUGCCAUAAUGAUCUAUUGUGUAAGAAUAUAAUCUACAAUGAGAAAGAAGGUGAUGUACAGUUCAUUGAUUAUGAGUAUUCUGGAUACAACUACCUGGCAUAUGAUAUCGGAAAUCAUUUCAAUGAAUUUGCAGGUGUGAGUGAAGUAGAUUAUAGUCUCUAUCCAGAUAGAAAACUGCAGGGACAGUGGCUGCGUUCUUACCUUGAAGCCUACAAAGAAUAUAAGGGCUUUGGGACUGAAGUAACUGAAAAGGAAGUAGAAAUACUCUACAUUCAAGUCAAUCAGUUUGCCUUGGCUUCUCAUUUCUUUUGGGGAUUGUGGGCUUUGAUUCAAGCUAAAUAUUCCACUAUUGAAUUUGAUUUUCUUGGGUAUGCAAUUGUGCGUUUUAACCAAUACUUCAAAAUGAAGCCUGAAGUUACUGCGUUAAAAGUGCCUGAGUAGAGAGGAGAUUUAAUUAUUCUCAAGUAUUUGAGCAUUCCUUGUGAAUCUUUCCUUAAAGAAAUUCCGAAAAGCCAAUAUUUGUUAAAAUUCUGUUAAUUUGGUUAUCUUGCUUUACAAAUUGGGCCUCUCAACAACCAAUCUAUAUUUUAAAUAGACUGAAUGAUGUCAAGAAAUACGCCUACUGCUGUCAGUAUGUAGUGGAUUAGAAAUUUGUUAUAUCUACAAAAAGCUAUAAAGAUGUCAGUUUAAUCCUUGCUUUGAUAUCCUAAUCUGUGUUAUAUGUGAAUUAUUUAUUAUAAAGUUAGCAUUCUGUGGCUGCUUUCAUCUGUUUGUUGAGUGUAAGCAAUGUAAAUGUUCUGGAGUAGUUUUCCUUUAAUAUGAUUAAUUUCAGUAAACAUUCUAGGUAUUCAGUGUCAACAUUAAAAUUGAUGCACUGUAAGUGAAAUGAAUCAUUUACUCUUGAAACACCAGUCACUGGUGUAGAUAACUUGGGCUGUUCAUAUAAAAAUGUCUGUUUAGGAGGAUGAAAUAUGUUCACCUGUGUUGAUGGUACAUCUUUUUAAUUUGAAUAUUGAAAAGCAUUUCUUUUUUCGGUUAUAUAUCUUAGAACAAAAUUAUCUUUUCCCUGCAUAGUCUGGCAGUAAGAAUAUUGAUGUGUACCAUAUAAUCCUGGAAUAGAUAACAAUGAUUUAAUGUUACUACAAUCUGUAUUAAGUAAUUUCAUCUAAGUACUAGUUUCAGUUUUUAAAAUUUUAUUUUAUCAAAUUGUUUUUAACCAAAAUUUUGUUUUACUUACUGAGAUCUUCUAUAUUUUUGUUUGUUUUUGUAUAACAGCUAGUAUAAUAGUUGCAGUUUUUGAAGCAAAUAUUGAAAGCUUAUCAUACUUGGGAACAAGAAAACAUCAUAUAGAUUCUUUUUUACCUCUCCAAUUUCAUUCCUGAUAUUUUUAUUUCAUGUUUUAGUUCGGCCCCGUAUCUUUAGACUGAUAGUAAAUGACUACUUGAUGCAUGUGAUAUGUUGAAGUUGUUAAAAGGAUUAAACAAGGAGCAUUUAGGACACUGAUCUUGUACACUUAAAAUUGGAUAUACCAAAAUGUGAACUAAGCAGAAAUACUCACGAUGAGAGGGCUUUUUUUUUUUUUUAAUGUUUUGUUUCGUCUUGCAUUUAUUUAACUAUAUGUUUUUUUAUUUUGUUUGGAUUUAGGCAGUUAUAUGGAAGGAAGUUAGAUAUUUGGGAUAGAUAAGUAGGCUUCAAGUUUUGUGAUUGCUGUGUGGGGUUGAACAGUCAUAAUAAUUUUACUUUGAAAAUUAGUCUGACAAGCUUUGCACUUUGGUCACAUAAGUGCCCAUGUACAAAGUUGGCUUAAUAGAUCUGCAUAUUCAGAAUAUGCGGCCACCAAUUUCACCUCUGAAAAACCUUACGGGGAGUUUGCUGUAUUAUUCCAGAUGACUGAGUAUACGGUCAGACAAGUGCUUUAAACACACUUGGAUUAUUUCAAGAUGUUUAAAGCUAAUAAGUAGAAACACUUAAAGGCCAUUUUAAAAUGGUAAAUUCUGGUUACAGAAAUAGAAACGUGAAGUCUGUUUGUAGCUAUAACAGUGUUAGACCAAGAUUUGUUUUCUACCUCCCCGAUGUUAAAAAUGUUCACCUUUGUUUUUAUAAACACAUUUACUAUAGGAUCAGUAGAAUUUUGUCCAGUCGAUUAAGUGAAUGGAACCAAUUAAACAAUAGCUUUCUUAAUGUUAGGGUGAACUUUAAAAAAUUGUUUUUGAUGUGAUUUUCAUCUGUGGUUGCAACAUUUUCUUAAAAUGAUGAAGAAUAUGUAAAACUCUUGAUUUUUUUUUUUUUUUUUUGCUUUCUGACUUCUUAAAGUUCAACAGUGUAUAUAUUGGAGUACUAUGGGAGGAAAGAAGGCAAUUUAUCUACCUUACUCCAUAAUCUGACUUCAGACCAUUUGGAAUAGACAUUUCACUGAGCCAAUGCUGGUAGACUGUGCAUAGCCGCUAGCUGUGACUCUAUUAUAAGCAUUUCUGAGAGAUUUGUAUAGAAGUGAAUAUAAUGGGGAGUAGGGACUCUCUAGCCCGAGGAGUAUGCAAUGGAUCUCCAAUUUGAAGUGAGGUAUUUAGUAUUUUGUCCCACUCUUUGGAGAGAUUUUAGGUGUUGUAAUGCUCUGAUACUUCUGUACAGGCAUUUGGAAUGAUGGUGCAGGCUUAGAAAUAGGGCUCAAAAUUGCUUCCCUUUAUAUUUACCAUUUGAGGGAUUCUAAAGGAAGGUAAAUCUCAACCACAAUCUAAAAGCAUCUCUCUAAAAUUUGUUUUGUGGCUUUCUGAGAUGUCUGUUGCCUUUUUAUGUUAAGCUAAGGAACUUGAAUGCCUUACCUAAUAACUCAUCUGGUAGUAAGCCCAUUUUGUAAAUACGAGAAUGGUUGUUAGAAGUGGCAUCCAUGUAUAUUCAAUGUUAGUAGACCAUAGUGGCCUGGAUGCUUUUAACAAGCAAAAUUCAACGAUCCACCUCCCUCUUUUUUCCUUACACAUUUGUAUGACCUUACCUGACUAGUAAUACUUGAUUUUUUCCUCUCCUAACGCCAUGCUACUACCACUUUCUGGGAAUCGAGAUGUGGUAGUAAAUUAUACUAUUCACAUGGUCACCCGAGAUCAGUAUGAGCACAAAACUCAUCAGCUAGGUCUGCCUGGAAUGUAUAUACAGCAAUGUAAAUAAAAAUUUGUAAAUUAGUGUGAAUUGUAUCUUGCAUAUGAGAUUGUAUAUGUUUUUGCAUUCUCUCUUUUUUUUGGUAGAAAUUGUUCUGUAAGAAAAUGAUCCAGCUUUUUGGUUUUGGACUGGAAAUAGACAACAAUUCUGGCUGCACAGUGGGAUAACAGAGGAACUGGGAAGUAGGGUUUAUCAAUUUUUAUGUUAAUGUCAGCACCUAUUUAGCCUCUCAGUGCCUAAUGUGACUUUUCUUCACUUCUUUAGUUGACAUUAGUUUUUGUGAGAUUAGAUUCCUGGAAGUAGUGAGUUUAUACACUGUUACAUUAAUAGAGCUCCAUUCUUUGAGUCAUGGUUCUAAGCUAAAGCAAAUUAAAAAUGUAACUUAAUGAUUGAAAACUGAACCAUUAUUACCUUUUCCUAUUUUCAGGGUUGUUAACCUUUUUCUAAAAAACAAAACAAAACAAAAACCAAACCUUAAAUUUUAUAUGUCCAGACCCCAUGUAUACAAGAAAUAGGAUAAAUAGCAGCUUAACAUAUAAAUAAUAGUUCAUCUUAAGUAUAUCUUAGUUGGCUUCUCUAAAUAAAGUUGUUCAUGAUGGACUUUUAAAAGACAGAAAAGUUAUAAGUCAACUAUUUUCCAUUUAGUCUAAAAAUACUUACUUUCAACUUUAUUUUGACUUCAUAAUUAUGUUAACAAACUUUUCAGAUUUAAGAAAAAAAAUUUUCCCCAAACACUCUCAAUUAGAAGUUAGAAACCUACCCCACUUUAAAAAUUAUAACGUUUCUUUUUUAGAUUACAAACGUUCUGUAACGUUUUGUGAACUCCUUACUUUUUAAUAUAAAUUAUAAUAUUAUCUAGUAGUUUGAUUUUCUGCUUUAAAUUGCUUUUAAUAACCAUUUUGUACUGCAUCUCAAAGUGAUAUAGAUUUAAACUUUUAAUAUUCCUCAGUCAUUCAGUUGAUAGACAAACAACAGUGCUUUAUGCUAGGAGGAGGUUUUGUUAUUGGCAGCAAUUUGUAGUAUUUUACGGAAAAGAAGGCAAGUGCUUGUAAUUAUAAUGGACAAAGGAGGAAGAAUUAUAUGUGGUAAAGUAGCUUUAUCUUUAUUUUGAAAUUGAUUAGCUCUGAUUUUUUUGUUUUCCACAGUAGAUUAUAAAAUAUCCUUUGGGAACUUAGUUACAUAUUAACUAAUUUACUUGUUUUGUUUCUUUUUAAAGAAGAUAUUUCUUAUACUGAACCACUUUUUCAUCCCUGUUACAUACCAUUUGUGUGAUGAUAGUGUUACGUCUUGGGACUUGAUGUCUUUGGACAGGAAAGUAUAUCAGCUAUUUUAAAUGAAUUUUUCCCAUCUCUGAAGCUGACUCUGUAAAUGUUUUGCUGUAAAAGAAAAGCCUUUGAUUUGCAUUGCAAGUAGAUUAUUGGGGCAUCUUUUUUUCCAAAGUGAAUGAUACAUUGACAAAUGAAAUCUGGCAACAUUUUUGUUUCUAAUACCUAAUACUUGAAAACUGAAAUUAAUGAGAACAUUAUAGGAUGAAUUAGGUUUUUCUGAACAGAUUUUUCUCCCCCAGAUUUUAUUUUUGGAUCAUAAUUUUCCAAAGAUAUGGACUGUUUAAAUGGAAAAAAUAACAUUGCUUGUAGAAAAUACCCUUUUGUGUUUGAGAGAUCCGAAAUUCAAGUUGUUAGUAGGUUUCUGUCUGAAAUGUGCUUUCUCUUCUUUCCUAUACUUGGUGUACCAACUGUACUACUCAUGCUGUAAACCAGUGGGAUUAAGAUAUCAUUGUAUCCAUGUACAGUCUGAAUCCUGUAGCUUUUUCUAGUUAUGAAAAUACAACUCUCUAAAAUCCCAUUUUAAUCUCUAAAUGUAGACAUUUUUGUUGUUUACAUCUUACCCAUUAAUGGUAUUAUGACUACCAUUAAUCAUUUUAAUAAAACACUGAUAAAAUGUUUAUAAAAACUGAAAGCAUAACAUUGUUAUUUGAACUAGUUAAUGAAGAGUAAGGUAAAGUUGACUGAUUUGAAUUGUAGGUGUUCCAUUAGCUAAAUUUUAAAACUUUUAAUAAAGGAACUUUCAAAGAUAAGUUGACGCUAUGGUAUCCAUAUAAAUUAGCUUCUGUGACCUGGAAAAGACCCCCAUAAAGCUGUGGAGAAGAUGGCAGUGUAUACGUGCCAUGGCUGUUGUCGUGUGCUGCUACUGCUUAGAUGUAGGUAGUGACACACUGAAAUCCUUGUUGCCUGGUAAUCUUUAAGUAAUUUCCUCUACUUAUCUAUAGUAAAAAACUAUAAAUCGAUGGGAUCUGCAAACAGGAAACUUUUUGACUGCAUUGUAAUUUAGGAACCUUUGUACAGCCAGGUCAGUUUCCAUGAUACGAAGUAUUUGACUUUUAAAAUAUACUCUUAUAAGGAAGAAUACGUGGUAUUACUCCAUGUGCUUAAAUGAUAAUUUCCUUAUUCAGUUUCAGAAGAAAAAAUGCCAAGUAGUAAUUACCAUUGCAUUAACUGUAUACUGAAUUGGGAAAUUGUGGCAUAAAACUUAAAUCUGUGUUUAUCAAAUGUGAACCAUAGUAGUAUAAUGCUGCUUUGUAUAUACUGUAAGUGCUACAAAUAGUCUGAGCACUGAAAAUGUAUUGAUACCUCUCAAAUAAAUGCAACUUUUGAUGUAGGUGUUUUGAUACGCUCAGAAAGUAUCUGAGUGUCUGCGAACUUGUUAAUCUGUUUGGUAAUGAAGAUACUUCCUUUUUUUUGUUGCAUAUUUACAUGUUCAAAAUGCAGUUUUUCCAUUUUUUACUACUGUUAAUUUAAGUAAAAUUUGUUUUGUGGAUAAAAUGGGGUUGCCAGUGAAAAAAAAUUUAAAACCUCAUUCAUCUCACUGCUUAAGUAAAAAUACAUUUUUU